AUGAGUCUUGAGCUCCAGUCUUGCUUAUCCUGCAACUGCGGCCCAGUGAGCACAGUCGAUAAGGAGAUCAUCGCCUACAUGGCUGCCAACAGUGUGGUAUUAUGGAACAUCUCUUCCAACAGAAAGGAUUUCAUAUGGCAUGAGUCUCUCGGAAUCACAACAUGCGCGGCAAGUUCCCGAGCCAACCAAAUCGCUGUAGGAGAAGAAGGCGCCAACCCUUGCGUCGCAAUCUACUCAUGGCCUUACAAAAGUCUACUUACUCCCCCCCUCGAAGUUCGACCAAGAUAUAGGGAAAAUUCCUAUUUUUUUGGAAAAUUAACCCCCCUCAAAGUUCGACCAAGACCUAUAUAAAUUUACUAGGAAAAUAAGCAAUUUUUCAAAAAUUUUAAACUAUGUGGGGGUGAGCUUGCGAUUUUUGUAUUCAAGUUCUAAAAAAGUGUUACAAAACCAUCUUGCACUAUUUUUUCUAACCCUUACACCCAUACAGAAGAAUAUGAUAAAAUUUUUUUUUUUUUAACUACUAAAUUAUAUAAAAAAAAUUUUCUUAACCCCCUCGAAGUUCGACAAAAAAUCUUGGUCGAACUUCGAGGGGGGGAGUUAGAAAAAUCCAUGCAGGUGCGGCAGUUAUGUACACCGCACUUGCGUUUAAUAAAACUGGAGACCAGCUAAUAACAGUUGCUGACUAUCCUGACUACACUUUAAAGGUCUGGGAAGGCGACAGAGAGCUGGUAAGCCUUGAUUUAGGAAGAGAACCUCUCAAAAUUAUGGCCCAUUACUCAAUAUUGAUCCUUCUUAAGCAUGAAGUAAAAAUUCUGACAAUUCAUAACUCCUAUGAGCUGCCUUCAGGGAUAGAAGAAGAUUUAUUUGAAAGAAACCGAUAUACACUUAAGACGUACUCACUAGCUGAAAUUGUGCCACUAGACGCCACUUGGGAUAAGUACGGGAAUAUUUAUUUGUCAACUAAUGCAGGAGAACUUUUGGUGAUAAAGCCAAAUUUAAAGGAGACUUUGGCUAUUGUGAGGUAUGAUUUUAAUAUUUUAUCAAUGGUGCUCACCCAUAGAUAUCUUGUGAUUGCUACUUCAGAAAAUAAAAUACAGUGGCUGAACAUUUAUAUACCAAAAGAAGAAAACGAUCCAAGACUAGGGAAAAAUUUAAAUUUGAAGCCGCAUAAGGAGUUGCCAUUGGAAGACCCUCAGGAUAUCAUUCAGUUAUUAUAUACAGGAGAUAUGUCAAAACUAGUCAUGAUUGGCGCACAAGGGAAAAUACAAGUUCUGCAUCAGCCAGCUGAGCCAGGAUUCGAAGUAGAAGAUGAAGAAGAAGACAAAGAAGAGGAAGACGAUCUAGGAGAAGAAGAUGAAGAUGAAGAAGCUGUCAGGAAACCUAAACUGAUCAAUGCAACUCCACAGGUUUUGGGGCAAUUUCAUAUAGGCUGCGUUAAAUCAGUUGUAGGAUUAGGGGAUUCAACACAGUGUGCAACGAUUGCGGAAGAUUUCAGAAUAUGGGAAGUCGUGACUGGAGAAAAUUUAAUGCAGUAUUCUAGUCCUGGGGAUUCUGAAUAUACUUCAAUUGAUGCAAAUUUAGCUGGAAAUCUAGUUGCAAUAGGCAGCAGCUUAGGCGCUAUAAGGAUUUUUGAUGUUUUCAGCAGAAUGGUGCCAAGGCUGCUUAUUUUCCACAGGCUUAUUAAUUCUCCUAUUACUUGGGUACAAUUUAGUCCAAGCCAAAGACUGAUUGCAUGCUCAUCCAAUAAAAGCAAUCAAAUCUAUUUCAUCGAGGCGAGCAUUAAUUCCUUAUUCCGCGUCAUUGGCUUCAUUGAGCUAACCAGCAACAUCAAAACUUUGACUUGGUACAAAAAAUCCAUAAUCGCUCUAUUAGAAAACCAGCUUUUAGUGCAAUUUGACGAGCCUCGUGCAGACACCCCUUCAUCUCUUACUCCAAUAGAGGCUACUUUUAAAUAUCGGCACGUAGCAGACGGUCUUAGCAUAGGUGUCAACAACAAUAUGGUCCAUCUAGCAGGCUCAAGCAAAGAUAUUUUAAUAUAUCAGCUUCCUGAGCAGAACCUCAAUGACAUUGAUUUACGAAAACUCCCGCCUGAUCCUAAUGAAAUUUAUCCAGUCCAACAGAUCCAGGCUACAGUUUUAUCAUUUUCGCCUGAUCAAAGAUUUCUGGCUGCUGGCUGUGCAGAUGGUCUUAUACAAAUAUAGCUCUUUCCCUUGAAUAGCCCGAUAACGGGGUGAAGCCAGCCUGUUAUCGGGCUAUUCAAGGGAAAGUGCUAUAGGUGACCUUUCUACUAGUGAUAAUGAUUUUAGAUCAGUCCAUGGCCCUUCUGGUGUCCAAUGUUUAAGCUUUUCUGUAGAUUCUUCAUUAUUGUUCAGCACUGGAAGUGAAAGAGAUUUCUUUGUGUGGAGCAUUACAGGAAGAGUUAUAGACCGUCCUGUAGCUAGUACAAUGGUGGAAGACCCACAAAUAGACGCUCUUGAUAAUGUCGACGACAAAGCUGACGCUGAAAUCCAAUUUUUUAGCGAGAUUUUGACAGAAGCGAAAAAUAAAGCAGAAACUAAAGAAGUGGAGAAAGUUAAGUCAAAAUUAAAAGCAAGGGUUCAAGAAAUACAGGAUAAACUGCAAGCAAUGCUGAGCGUUAAUGAAAAAUGCCCAGAGCUGGAAAGAUUGGAUAGAGAUGAAUUCGUACUUGAUUUGGCAGGAAAACAAAAAAUUGAAGAAGAGGGCAAAAAAGCGGCUCAGGUUUUGAGGGAACAAGCCAAAAAAGAGAAUUUAGCCCAAGAGUUACUUAAAGAAAGAAUUAAAAUGAAGACUAUAGACAGCAUGGAAGUAAACUCCAGGGUGAUUUCAAGUAUGCAAAGAGACCAAAUUGUGUAUAACUAUACAAUCAGAAAACUCGCCUUAUCUGAACAAUCAUUGUUCAGGAAAAUCAAAUGCUAUCGCAUGAUUGAGCUGCGUGAAGCCACAUUAAGAAAAGAAAAAGGGCUCGAUGAGAUCAUUGAAUAUGAAAAUUUCGCAGUAGAUUGGAUUAUUGGAAAAAAGCCAGAAGAUUGGAAAAAUCAUCCACUGCUUCAAGCAUUAGAAAAGAAAAGAGCUUCAUCAAGAAAAGAAGGAGACCCUGAGCAGACAAAUGAAUGGGAAUUACUAUAUCCUGCACCUUUAAUCUACACUCCUGCCCGCAAAAGGACUCAAAUAUAUCUCCUCUACAUGCUAUGCAGAGCUCUCAAAGAAGGGUUUAACGUCGAAUUCGAAAAACUUAUCCAAUUCAAAGAAAAACAAGUCGACUUAAUUGAAGAAAAAAAUCAGUUGAUCCAAGAAAAACAAAAAGAACUCAACGUGGCCACAAAUGUUUUUGUCCCUCCAGUGCAUCUAUUAGAAGACCCUAAUGAAAUGCUUAAGAUCAAAGACUCAGACUUCACCGUCGAAAAAUACCUAACAAAAGAAGAAAGAGAGGCUUUAGAAGAAAAAAAGCGAAAAGAAGAAGAAAGGCUAAGACUGCUUAAUGCUGACGACUCAAAAAAGAAAGCCUUAAACCAAAUGAUGUAUGGGACUAUUGAAAAUAAAAAAAAUAAUUACUCAAAAUUGACUGAUAACUUGCAAAGAGAAGAAUGGAUGGACAAAUUGACGCUGCAAGAAAUGACUGAGGAGCAAAGACAGAAAUUGAAGGAGUUUGAAGAAAAGGAUAAAAAACUGCAAGAAGAAAAAGACAAGCUUAGAAAAAUCAUUGAAGGGGAGCUUAAGAAACUGCAAGGAGAAGUCAAUGAAAUCUGCAAAAUUUUUGACCAAAAGGUCAGAGAAUUGUUCUUGCUGAGGCUUGACACUGAUUAUGAGAUUUAUCAAAUGGAAUUUAUGAUAGCAAGACUUGUCAGGUCAAUUAUGGCUGACAUGAAAAGAAAAGUUGAGCUUGAAGAACUGAGAAAAGAAAAUGGAAAAUUAGAUGAAGAGGUCAAUAAAAGAAAAGAAGAGAUCAAUGAGUUUGGCCAUCAUAUCGAAUUUUUGCAAGCAAAAAUCAAAAGAUGCCAGGAUGAUUCUAAAGCUGUUGAUGCGCAUUUUAAGACAAUUGUUGAAAAAGAACAGAAUAUAAAUACACAUGACCAGAAGAAAAUUAAAGAUUUGUUGAAAAAUGGGCCUGAAAGAAAACAACAGCCAAAGGCUCCUCUUUCGCCUGACGUGGAAGACUUACUUGCCACUUUAAAUGCUCUGGAUCCAUUUACUCCACAAGAAAAAGAAAAAAUAAUCAGCAACCUUCCUCUUCCACAGCCAAAAGAAAUUGAAGAUAAAGAUCUUGUAGGAAUCCCUGAGCAAAUCCAUGAAAUCUUAUAAAUCAUUAUUACUUAAAAUCAGUUUUUUCGACCUUUUAGGUUUGUUUUUCAUAAAGAACUAUACCUAAUUUUUUAAUUUAUUUUUAAGUAUCAUUUAUAUGGUAUAAAAAACAAUCGCAAAAAGAAAUUAAAUUACGAAAAACAAAUCCCACAGCUUCAAAAGCAUAUCAAAGACGUCGAAGUCCACAAAAAGUGGCUGGAAAAGAAAUACCAAAAAUCUCUAGAAAAAUCAUCACGAGUUAGAGAAGAGUUGCAAAGAAAAGAAGACGAAAAUAUUAAGCAGAGAUUUAAUACAGAAUUAUUGCUCAAAAUGAAGCAAGCUGUUGUAGAAGUCCCUCAGCAGCCUGUUGUUACUGAUUAUGCAGACGCAAUUUUAAUAUACAGAGAUGUAGUUGAAAGCAAAAACCGCAGAAUCAGAGAAAUCGGAAAUGAAAAAGUCAAAGUUCUGCAAGAAAUCGCAGAUUUCAAGAUUGCUUUAGCCAAGGUUAAAUGGAGAGAAGAGCUUUUAGAGCUGGAAACUGAAGAUUUCAAGGAAAGUGAAGGUGACUUAAAGAUGCUUACUCCUAUCAUUGGCUAAUUAGUAAAUAAAUCCCUAUACCUCGGAAAAUCCCUAUUUAUAACUAGCAAAAUUUUUCAAUUUAAACUUCUUUUCUCGAAAUCUUUUUUACAUGUGAUUAUAAUGAGAGCCUUUUAAUACUGUAAAAUUUUAAAUAUCAUGAUCUCUAAACACAAACUUUAUAAAUUUUUGAUUUCAAUAUCUACAAGGUGGUGUUUUAAAACCGAAAAAACAAUAUUGUGAAAGAAUUUUAAACAUAAUGUUUAUAAGAAAAUGAGUCAAAACCCUCCUUUAGUGGAUAAAAAAACUUUUCGCUUGCUAAGAGGGAAGCUAGGAUUGACAAAAGGCUCCAAAACAUUCUAGCAGGGCGUGGGCUUGAUGAAAAUCAGCAAAUGCAAGAAAGAAUCAGAAAUCAAAUAGAGCAUCUAAACAUAAACACAGAAAAAAGAGUGAAACAAAUUUAUGAGAAAAAAGAAAUAAUUGUAAAAUCUAUCAUGGAACUUACCAGAGAUAACGAAGUAUUAGAAAAUGAAGUCUCAGAAAUGGAAAAGCAAGAUUAAGAUUGCCCAAGAGAUUAUUGCAGACCCUCAUCAUCCCACGGAUUACUUCGCGUUAGCGCUCGGAGCUAUCCUCACACCUGCCCUUUUCACUACUGAACUCAUCAAAAAAUGGUGACGUAGGAGGUCUCUCCAGAAGAUCGCCCGAUCCAUCUCCUUGGUCCCAGAAGAUGACAAAGAUUCCCUCAAUCUCCACAGUGCUCGGGUUUGAUCCACCUGCAUGAUCGGUAAUGCUCUUAUCGCACCGAGGGACAUUGCGCCAGUAGGUGCGUCUGCAAGUCAGGAAAAAAAUUGAGGUUAACCCCAAACCAAAAACCAGCCCAGGAGAACUAACUAUGUGACUUUCUCCUCUGGGUCAGGAUCAGCUCUUGUAUCACUAGAGGCCAUAUCAGAUCACCCCAUUUUAAUAAUUCUGGAAAAACAAGAAGAAAACAGAGAGCAGCUGUUAAAAUUAAGAGCCACCAUUUCAGACCAAGCAAGAGAUGACCCAGCAGGAAAAUUCAGACAGAUUUCUGAAAGACGAAGAAUGAUGGACAAAAUUGAGCAAUACAGAGAAGAAAUUGAAUUCCUAAACGACGAACUUGACAGACUUCGUGCCAAGACUUUUCCAUCAUUCGCCCACCUUCAGGCGCAUGUUGACUUCCCAGACGAAUAUUAA
Messenger RNA from Blepharisma stoltei, 6090 nucleotides. NCBI's taxonomy places the organism in Eukaryota, Ciliophora, Heterotrichea, Heterotrichida, Blepharismidae. The record is from the annotation of a GenBank genome assembly.